Messenger RNA from Wasmannia auropunctata (little fire ant), 1884 nucleotides. RefSeq names its product serine palmitoyltransferase 2 (gene lace). Gene Ontology annotation, molecular function: serine C-palmitoyltransferase activity; pyridoxal phosphate binding. The annotation marks the transcript as partial. Gene Ontology annotation, biological process: ceramide biosynthetic process; sphingosine biosynthetic process. NCBI's taxonomy places the organism in Eukaryota, Metazoa, Arthropoda, Insecta, Hymenoptera, Formicidae. The transcript is spliced from 9 exons. The record is from RefSeq and is a predicted model, not a curated record. Gene Ontology annotation, cellular component: serine palmitoyltransferase complex.
UAUUUUUAUAGAUUAUCAAUUCAGCGUACAAAUUUAUUGCAGUCUACCCAUGGUGCAACAAAAGCGGAAUUACAAAAAGCUUCACGAUCAAAGGAAUCCUUUGAAAAAGUUCCGUUCAUCACAGCGGCACUUACACAUCUCGGUUUCUAUAUUCUCAUGUUCCUGGGAUUUAUCAAUCAAAUAUUCUUUCUUCCGAAGAUUGAUACCGAAAAAAAUAGAGAAGGAUAUGCUUCGCUUUACGACAAUUUCGAAAAAUUUUAUCUCAAAUAUGUCUACAGAAGAGUCAGAGAUUGUUGGAACAGGCCGAUUUGUUCUGUUCCUGGUGCAACAGUCACAUUAAAAGAUCGGGUAACUCACGACUACGGAUGGACGUUUCAAUUUACUGGAACUGAAACGCAAUGUAUAAAUUUGGGCUCUUACAAUUAUUUAGGGUUUGCCGAAGCAAGUGGUAAGUGCGCCGAGGAGAGCAUCAAAACGCUCCGAAAGUUUGGUUGUGCCAGUUGCAGUACGCGUCUUGAAUUAGGUACUAUGCCGAUACAUGAUGAACUCGAAAAAUUGACUGCAAAAUUUUUGGGAGUAGAAGAUGCUAUAGUAUUUGGAAUGGGAUUCGCCACGAAUUCUUUAAACCUACCUUCUUUGGUCAGUAAAGGCUGUCUGGUUCUCAGUGAUGAGAAGAAUCAUGCAUCGCUCAUUCUCGGAUUGCGAUUGUCCGGUGCAGUGAUACAGAUCUUUAAGCAUAAUAAUGUAAAGCACUUGGAGGAAUGUUUGAAGAAAGCUAUUGUUUUCGGGCAACCGAAGACUGGUAAGCCUUGGAAGAAGAUAGUUAUCAUUGUCGAAGGUGUUUAUUCUAUGGAAGGUUCAAUUGUCCACUUGCCCGAGAUGUUGGAGUUAAAGAAAAAAUACAAAGCCUAUCUCUAUGUGGACGAAGCGCAUAGCACAGGAGCUAUGGGAAAACAUGGAAGAGGAGUUUGCGACUACUACGACAUUGAUCCGCGCGAAAUAGACAUACUUAUGGGAACAUUUACGAAAAGCUUUGGCUCAGCAGGUGGAUAUAUAGCUGGAACGAAAACACUGAUAAAUCACAUAAGGAUAUACGGUCACGCGCAUACGUACGCAGCAUCAAUGUCUCCGCCCGUUACACAACAAAUUAUCACGUCAAUGCGAAUUAUUGCGGGAGAGGAUGGUACUGACGCUGGUGAAAAGCGUAUCAAACAAUUAGCUAGGAAUACGAGAUACUUUAGACGCAGAUUGAAUCAGAUCGGAGUUAUAAUUUACGGAAACGAGGACUCGCCCGUUGUGCCUAUGCUAGUUUACUUAUUUUCUAAGAUCGGUGCAGUGAUCCGUACCCUGACAACCCGUAAUAUUGCAACUGUUGGUGUUGGAUUCCCAGCGACGCCAUUAAUGGAAGGCAGAAUUAGAUUUUGUCUUUCCGCUGCGCAUACGAAGGAACAAUUAGAUUAUGUGUUGACGCAUAUCGAGGAGAUUGCGGACAUGUUAGGAUUAAGAUAUUCAAGGAAACCUCGCACUACUACGAAAAUAGAAUAUUCAGACAGCGAAACCGAAUGACCUACCUCAUAAAGUAAUAAAUCAUUAGAUAAUUUAUUUUUGUGACAAGUGUCAAAAUAGUUGAGGAUUUUAAAUAUCAUCAAUAGCUUCAAUAUGGUUCAUCGUAUCGUAUGAUACAUCAGAAAACUAUACUAUAAUUAUUAUAAUAAACCAGCGCUUAAAUUUCACAAAAAUAUGCGAGUAUAACAAUUUAUAUAUGAAGUUAAGAAAUAACUGGAGGACGUAUAAUAUCCGUGCAAGAAAAUCCGGAUAAAUAUAAGAAAAAAAGAGGGAUUAAAUAAUGUUGUUUUAUGUAUACAGGAUGUUCCGAAAUUCGCG